Mesocricetus auratus (golden hamster) is the source of this 656-nucleotide messenger RNA. Its product is annotated as serine protease inhibitor Kazal-type 10-like. The record is from RefSeq and is a predicted model, not a curated record. The transcript is spliced from 7 exons. Lineage: Eukaryota; Metazoa; Chordata; Mammalia; Rodentia; Cricetidae. Gene Ontology annotation, molecular function: serine-type endopeptidase inhibitor activity; protein binding. The coding region runs from base 1 to 495 and encodes 164 amino acids.
AUGCAGUUAUUUUCAAUGUGGACCAAAGUUGUUUUCAUCAACUUGGCCUUUGCUCUUUAUUCUGAAACUGCUCUCCCAAAAUAUUCAGUACAAAGAAUGCAAAUAGACUGUAAACCAUAUGCACAUUAUGCUGACACGUGUCCUACAGAGUAUUAUCCAAUCUGUGCAACUAAUGGAAAAACUUACUGCAAUAGAUGUAUUUUCUGUACUUCACUGAGACUUGAUAAAAUGUCUUCCUCUUUAUUAUGGAUCAAAAUCGUUUUCAUCCUGGCCUUGGUGUUUCUUCUUUAUUAUGAAACUACUUUUGCGUUUUCAACAAAAGUCCGUCCUAAGCCUAACUGUGACCUGUACAAAAAUUUUCCAAAUAAGUGUACCAGGGAAAAGGAUCCAGUUUGUGGAACUGAUGGACAUACUUAUAGCAAUGAAUGUAUUUUCUGCAGUGCCAUGAUAACCUCUGAAGAAAAAUUUGAUUAUCGACAUCAUGGUCCUUGCUGAAUUUUGUAUGGGUUACACGUAGCCCAUCCUUUUUCAUAGUGGAUCCUGCAAUCAACUAAAAUUUCUCAAUUAGUGCUUCAAAUUCCUAGACAACAAAUGAUGUCUUUUGUGGCUGAUCAGGUAGAAUACAGGAUAUUGAAGAAUUUCUCCAACCUGUAAUU